UCUACUAUCUGUUGCUCUCCCUCUCCAGCUAUCUAACUUUCUUCCUGUCCAUCUCUCUCUAUCUCUUUGGAUCUCAAUGGGAUGGUGCAGGCUAUAGCUGUCGCUCUCUCCCUCUCUGAUUCUCUUCAUCCCUUCAUCCUAAGGCUCUGGCUCCUCCGGCCGGUGCCCCGUCAUUUUCCCGUGGGCGGCAGCGAGAUAUGAAGCGUCGUCAUGGGUUUCAUGGAAUUCUACUUGGAGAUUGACCCCGUGACCCUGAACCUCAUCAUCCUGGUGGCCAGCUACGCCAUCCUCCUCCUUGUCUUCCUCAUCUCCUGCAUCCUGUACGACUGCCAGGGGAAGGACCCCACCAAGGAGUACGCCCCCGCGCCCCCCGCACCCCCCAGCCAGUCGCCCAUACGCCUUGUGGUCAUGCAAAACUCUCCUGCCUCGUCUCGCUAUGAGCAGCAGAACCAGAACAACAUGGCUGCUCCAGAACCCAGCAGAAAGCCAGAACCCAGCAGGAACCCAGAACCCAACAGGAAGCCAGAACCCAGCAGGAACUUGGAACCUAGCAGGAACCCAGAACCCAACAGGAAGCCAGAACCCAGCAGGAACUUGGAACCUAGCAGGAACCCAGAACCCAGCAGGAAGCCAGAACCCAGCAGGAACCCAGAACCGAGCAGGAACCCAGAACUCAGCAGGAACCACUACGAGCACAGCAGGAACCACUACGAGCACAGCAGGAACCACUACGAGCCGCCGGCGCUGACGCCCACCCCCGACCUGGGGAGGGAGAAGAGGAGCACCCUGGUCUGAUAAGGAGAGAGGGAGGAGGUGGGGGAGUCCAUGACUUAAGAGAAGAGAGAUGCUAAGUUCUGGAUUUGACACUGUGGAGGAGAGAUGGAGGAGAGGGGAGAUUUGGUUGUAUAGAAAAGGCCUGGAUGUAAAUUGCUGCUGUUUUGUUUAGUAUUUUCUUUUUGCUCUGUAGAUGUUUUUUAUUUUGAUCGUUAUGUAUGAUGUUGGUAUCUAUAUCGCUGAGAAGGUGGGACCUGGCAGGCAGGGAGGCUGCUGUAAGGGAAUCCCCCACCCACAUGCUCGCAGAAAGAUGAACAGGAACACACUCGCACGUACUUGCACACACACUUACACUCGCACACUUGCACACAUACACACACACACACACACGCACACACACACACACACACACGCACACGCACUCACACACACACGUAAACACACAUGCACACACACACACACACACUCACAAAAACACUUGCACACACACACACACUCACACAAUCACUCGCACACACACACACACACACACACACACACACACACACACACACACACACACACACACACACACACACACACACACACUUGCACACACUCAAACUCGCAAACACACACACACACUCACACACACCCACACAAACACACCGAUUGGCAUGCAAAAGGUAAUAAAUGAAUGAAUGAUGGAAUAGACACAUGAUGAAUGAGUUAAAGUGAUCUAAAGAGAGUUGGCAGACAGUCAGACACUCCCCUAUGAUAAGAACAUUCACUGACCACCAGACCCUAAUAACAUCCCCAACCCCCACUACUAUACCAAGCCUUAGUCUCGUUCUGUUUAAACCUCUGUCUAUCCUCUGCCUUUUAAAUCCCUCUUUAUCCCGCAGGCACCAACUCCAUCAGUAAAAAUGAAUGUGGCCCAAGAGCGCAAAGCCUCCCAGUCAAUGAAUGAAUGCAUGCUGGCUUCACUCUGUCGAUGAUUGACAUAUAUUAGGCUUUGACAUAUUGUAUAUGAGUGGGAUGUGAAAGCACUGUGAAAACAUUGGCUGCCAUUGUGAUAGAGUUAAAGCCAGACACAGGCUCUUAUCUAGAGUGUUUUAGAAUACGUGUGUUUAUAUGAGGAGGCUAAAAACCAGACAGUUUGUGUCCCAAAUGGCACCCUAUUCUCUACAUAGUGCCCUACUUUUGACCAGCGCCAUUUGGGACACCGACACAGUUAAUGUCACUGGUGAAAAAGUGAAUAACGAGCUUUCCACAAAUGCAACCUUGCACAUUUGAAAGCAUCUGUUUUAGUGAUCAAAAGAGAGAGCCUACAUCACAGAUGAGUAGUUAUAAACCCUCUGUUCUGUCAUGUUGAAUUUAACGUUUCCUCUGUCUUUAUCUCCCCCCAAGGCAUCAGCAGCGUAGUCUGGUGCAGGUGGGACGGAUGUGCACAUCUUUAGUAUAUAGAUAGGUUUCAUUUACACGAAUAUAUGUGCCACAAUGGAGCCUCGGUUCCAUCAUAACUGUCUGGUGUUGAAGGUAAUGUCUCCUCCCGCUGUCUUUCCCCAGGGCAGCAGAUCAGUAUGGAGUCACCACCAUUCAGAAACCAGAGUACCUCUGACAUUAUGGAAUCACCCUCCUCUCUCUCCUGCUCACCCUAUCGCUACAUCGUUGGGCGUGACGAUGCCAAAGGACCAAUAGACGACACCCGGCCACACCUCACUAAGAAUGAUCCACAUUGGGAUCAGGUUCUACAUGUAUAAUGCUGGAACUAUGAACUAAUGGAGAACUUCAAUACCCAAUAGCUUCCAUGUAGUCCACACUACUUCAUAGAAACUGGAGGAGACAUCCGAGCCACAAUGGUACAACAACUAUCAUUUUAAGACCAGUUACUUCAAUGAAGAGACUGACGGUUGAUUGGAGCAGGAUGUCCUAGGAUGUCCUGUGACUGUUCUCCACUCAGCCACAUCAAGUCAUCUGCUCUGCCACGACUUUGAAUCAACCAACAGUCAGAGUCGUGAUACCGAGGGACUUGACAUGCUAAAGCCUCUUAUGUAAAAAAAAAGAAAAAACAAGGGCCUUGUCAGCUCAGUGCCCAUCGAGACCAACCAAUGACUUGACCAAUCACAGAGCCCCAUUUGCAAUAUGAAUAGCAGCAAAUGAUGCAUCCCCCAUGUUUCAUGUUAGAGGGAUUAGUGUCCAACUCAAGUAUUAUGGGAGAGCGAGGGUUACAUAUUCUCUCUGAUGUUUGCUCUGCUUUGCUUUGGUCCUCUCUGCAGGGUAACAUACGUUUCUUCUUGUUAACAGACCAAAAACAUUUUGGUCAUAUUCUGGAUUUGACGUAGGUGGUAGUGGGGACUAAUAAGGAGUGGACAUCAGUUAAGGGACUUAGUCUAGGGAGGGAGAUAUUUGUGGCACGCAAGAGGGAGGAUUUAAAAUCAAACUUGACUUGAGCCAACGUUCAAGUGAACUUGGAAACAAACAGGUUGAAACAGGGUGGAAUUUUCCCAAUAAGAAACAGUUGUUGUCUUUUUCUGUUGCAAAACAUUUCGCUACCGUGUACACUAAUGAAUAACACCCAGGUUUUGGGGAGAAGUCAGACAUGUUGCUAUCAAAACACAGUAUAUCCUUCAUUAAAUGUCAUAUUUAUGGUACAGUAUUAAGAUACUGCAAGAAUAUAUUGCACAUUAAAUAAAAGUAUCACAAAAGUAUCACCUUUGCCCAAGCCCCUGUAAAUUACAUUGUAUAA
Oncorhynchus nerka (sockeye salmon) is the source of this 3502-nucleotide messenger RNA. Its product is annotated as circumsporozoite protein-like. The coding region runs from base 211 to 795 and encodes 194 amino acids. Lineage: Eukaryota; Metazoa; Chordata; Actinopteri; Salmoniformes; Salmonidae. The record is from RefSeq and is a predicted model, not a curated record. The transcript is spliced from 2 exons.